Messenger RNA from Rhizophagus irregularis DAOM 181602=DAOM 197198, 2217 nucleotides. RefSeq lists its product as uncharacterized. NCBI's taxonomy places the organism in Eukaryota, Fungi, Glomeromycota, Glomeromycetes, Glomerales, Glomeraceae. The record is from RefSeq and is a predicted model, not a curated record.
AAAAAAAAAACAAAUAAAUAAAAUAAAAUAAUUUUUUUAUAAUUUUUUUUUCCCAUGAAAAAAUUAUGAAAAAAUUCUUACAAUUUAAUAAAAAUCGUAACCCAGGUGGUGGUCGACAAAUAAGAAAUAGUUUCGCUUUUUUUCGUGCCCAAGAUGAAGGUAUAUCAAAUACUAAUAUACCUACAUCAUCAUUAAGGGAAUCAAAAAGAGAAUCAAAAUUAGAAUCAAAAAGAGAAUCAAAGAGAGAAUCAAAGAGAGAAUCAAAAAGAGAAUCAAAACGAUUACAACAAGAUGUUGAAGGUAUUGGAUAUGGUAUUGGUGCUGGUAUAGGUAAUAAACCUGAAAAAGAAUUCGCUUCAGGUAUAAAAAAUUAUUUAACAAAAAAGAAAAGUCGAACAAGUCAAAGGCAAUCAGUAGCACAAAAUGUACGUUCUUCUACUAUUGAAACUUCUACUAUAAAUGAUUUAAGAGAAGAAAUACAACAACGUGAAGCUAAUGUUUUGGCUUUAGAGAGUAGAAUAAAACUUAUUGAAUCAGAAAAAGAGAAAGUUACACAAGAAUCAAAUAAAUUACAUUUAUUAUUUAAAGAAAAGGAUAAAGAGAUAAAUGAUCUUAAAAAUUUAUUAUCAGAACAUGAUCAUUCAACUGAUGAAUUAAGUGAUUCUGUAAAUAAAAUUAAAAGAGAAAAGAACAUUUUACAAAUUGAACUUGAUAAAACAAAAUCUGAAUUAAAAGUUCGUGAAGGUGAAAUAAGAGAAUUAAAUUUUUCUUUAUUAGAAUGUGCUCAUGAUUUACAAGCUGCAAAAAAUGAUUUGGCUGCUACUAUAACUGAAACUGAUGCUGUAUUAGAUGAUUUACAUUCUCAAUUAAAAGAACGUGAAGAAAUUAUAAUCGCUCAUGAUGCUAAAAUAAAAUCUUUACAACAUGAUUUUGAAGUUACUCAACAAGAUCUUACAAAUGUUAAAUCUGAUUUGGAAUCUACUCAAUCCAUGUGUAACGCUGAAAUUGAAGCUACUCAAGCUAUGUGUUCUGCUGAAAUUGAAGCAACUAAAGCUAAAACUUUGGCUGAAAUUGGUGUUAUAAGAGCAAAAUAUGCUGCUGAACUUCAUGCUGCAAAAGAAGAACAUGCUGAUGAAUUAGAAGCAACAAAAGCUCAACUUACUUUUUUUAAAUCUCAAUUGGAUUCAACAAAAGCUCAACUUUCUUUUACAAAAUCAAAACUUGAAUGGGCAAAAGCUGAUUUAUCUUCUAUUAAAGGUUCUCUUGAUAAUACAAAAGUUGAACUUGCUGCUGUUAAUAAUCAAUUUAAACGUCAAACUUCUGAAUUAAAAUCAAUAAAAUCAAAACUUGAUGAUGCUAAUGUAAUGAUUUCUGAUAGAGAUGGUUUAACUUCUUUUAUAAUACAAGUUUAUCAAGAAGAUAUUAAAAUUGAAAAAGAUCGUUCAAAUGCUGAACUUGAAGAUAUUCAAGAACAACUUAAUAAAAUUAAAACCAUUCAUGAUAAAGAAAAGAAAUCAAAUGCAAAAACCAUUAAACAAUUAUCAAAUCAAGUUCAAAAUUUAACAAAUCAACAAGUUCAAGAAAGGGCCAAAUCAUAUCAAUUAGAAGGAGAGAACGCAAAAUUACGAAAACAACUUGAACAGACAAGAUCACAAGUUUCAGAACAUGAAUUAAUGAAAGAAGAAAUCGCUCGUUUACAGACACAAGUUAUACAGUUAAAGAAUAAGAAACGACGAAGUAUCGUUGCUCAAAUGGGUGAACCAAAAUCUCCUAUAUCUACGGUAACUACUGUAGCAACAACAGCUCUAUCAACACCACCUGAAUCUCCUUGUAAUUCAUAUUCUAGCAACGAUUUAUUUGAUGAAUUAAAUAAAGCUGAUCAAAAUUUCAAUGAAGACAACCAAGUCAAUGGUGGUGGAGUAGUAACUGAAGAUUGGGUAACUGUAACGAAAAGAAAUAGUAAUAGGCGAUCAAGAAGUUCGCUUCGUGGUAAUAAAACAUCAUCUCGAGGACGAAGGUAUUAGACGUCAUCGAUGUUAAAUUCAUUGAAUUUCAGUCAUGGUCCGACAUUUUCUCUUUAAUCAUCAUUUUAUUUUAAAAAAAAAAAAAAAUAUGGUUUCAAGAAAUAAUUAUGCUUAUAAUAAUUUACGAUUAUAUAUAUAAUAUAUAUAAAUAAUACAUUAUAAAUAAAAUUUCUCAUACAUUAAUCACGAAUUC